Molecule: messenger RNA, 5458 nt
Organism: Balaenoptera ricei (Rice's whale)
Lineage: Eukaryota; Metazoa; Chordata; Mammalia; Artiodactyla; Balaenopteridae
Gene: SHROOM4
Product: shroom family member 4
Exons: 9
Coding region: 495-4742 (1415 amino acids)
Biological process (GO): actin filament organization
Cellular component (GO): cortical actin cytoskeleton; apical junction complex; apical plasma membrane
Molecular function (GO): actin filament binding
Source: RefSeq, a predicted model, not a curated record
GCUGCUGGAACUGCCUUUCAUCCUUCCCUUUGCCACCAGGGUGCUGGCUGGUUUCUGGAGCAGCGUCUUCACUCCUAUCCAGCUCUUGACACUGCCUUUCAUUCCCUAAGGCUGUGGCCUCCUCUAGGCCCAACCAGGCUGAUGGCCAUACCUUGCCUUCAGUGCUACUCCUUUCUGUUCUUGGAACUGGGACCUGGCUGUGCUUGAGCCCCUUGAAUCACACUCAGGGGCUUGGGCUGAUGGCCCCUCUUGUCAAGAGGACUUAAAGGAAGGCAGAUGGGUUUCUGCUAAAGGAGGAUCCAGCCUGCAGAAAGAAGCCCAGGGGGCUGGCUGGAGGGGUUGUUGAGGAGCAUCUGAGCUGGCUGGAUAACCAGCUCUCUCCUAAGCCAUCUCCCCAUCCUGGGCAACUUCCAUGGAGGAACGCCCCCGUCAGUAGGCCACAUUCAUGGCAUGUGGCCAAGCUGCUGGAGGGAUGCCCUGAAGCGGCCACCAACAUGCAUUUCCCUUCUGAAGCCUUCAGCUUGUCCUGGCAUUCCGGCUGCAACACGAGUGACGUGUGUGUGCAGUGGUGUCCACUCUCCCGGCACUGCAGCACUGAGAAAAGCAGCUCCAUUGGCAGCAUGGAGAGCCUGGAGCAACCAGGCCAAGCCACCUAUGAGGGCCACCUCUUGCCCAUUGACCAGAGCACAUACCCCAAUCAGCGUGACUCAGCCUAUAGCUCCUUCUCGGCCAGCUCAAAUGCCUCUGACUGUGCCCUUUCCCUCAGGCCAGAGGAGCCAGGCUCUGUGGACUGCAUCAUGCAAGGCCCAGGGCCAACUAAGGCCCCUAAUGGCCAGCUUAAUGUGGCCGAGACCUCAGGAAGUGGCCGGCGUACCAGUGGGGGCCACCUGACUCCUAGCUCCCAGAUAUCAUCCCGUCCACAGGAGGUCCACCACUCAGGGCCUGCCAAGGCUGCCAGGGGUCCACCACAACCUCCAGUGAGGCGAGACAGUCUUCAGGCCUCCAGAGCCCAACUCCUCAAUGGAGAGCAGAGCAGGGCUUCUGAGCUUGUGGACUCCUUGCAACAGGAGAAACCUAGCUUGGACACCAUGCUAUCCCCAAGGAACCCUAACAGGUUCUGCUGCCUCAGCGGGCAAGACCAAGUGACAAAUGAGGGCCAUCAGAACUGUGAGCUCAGCCAACUUCCUGAAUCCAGCCAGAAGGGCUCUGAGCAUCUACUGAUGGAGGCCUCGGCCAAAGCUGUUGGAUUCCCAAAAGCAUAUGACAAAGCUUCCAGCACAGAUUCCAGCCCACUCAACCAGGCUUCAGCAGGACUAGCUAAGGCUUCUUCUUUUGGCAGCCCUCCACACCUCACAGGACAUCGCCAUAGUGCCCCUGAACAGCUACUGGUGUCCCACUUGCAGCAUGUGCACCUUGAUACUAGGGACAGCAAGGGGACGGAGCUUCCAGCUGGGCAGGAUGGGCAGGAGUGGACUCUAUCCCCUUUGCACAGUAGCCACACAGGCAAGAAAAGCCCAUGUCCCCCUGCAGGAGGAACCCAGGACCAGCCCAGCAAAGAGAGAAAGACCAGGCCAGUGGAUGAUAGACUUCUGGGUUCGGGGCAUCAGAGCCCAAGCAGUUCCCCACAUGGAGAAGCUGAUGGACACCCUCCAGAAAGAAGUUUCCAGGACCCAAACAGAGCAAGCAGAGCUGACAGUGAAUUGGCCAGCCAGCAGUCCUCUGCCUCUGGCUCCCUUGUUCAACAAACCACUAAAGUAGCUGGCCGCACAGAGGCAACUGAAGAAGGGGACAGCGAGCCCAAGGAGUGUGGCCGGGUGGGUGGUAGGCGAAAUGGGGGGACCCGGGGCCGCUCAAUACAAAACCGGCGGAAGAGCGAGCGUUUUGCUACCAAUCUACGUAAUGAAAUUCAGAGGAGGAAGGCCCAGCUCCAGAAAGGCAAGAGUCCCUUGUCACAGCUGUGUGACACCAAGGAGCCAGUGGAAGAGACCGAGGAGCGCCUAGAAAGUCCUCCACUUCCUGCCUCUAACUCAUCUCUUCUGUCUUCGUAUAAAAAACCACCUAGCCCCAGAGACAAGCUCUUCAACAAGAGCAUGAUACUCAGGGCUAGGUCUUCAGAGUGCCUCAGCCAAGCCCCUGAGGGCCAUGAAUCUAGGACGGGCUUGGAGGGACGAAUGAGCCCUAGCCAGAGACCUGGCCAGUCCUCUUUGAGCCUGAACGCCUGGUGGAAGGCAUCUGACCCAUCCUCCUCAGACUCUGAAAAAACAAAUGUUCACCGCGGAGUCCGUGGAGGUCACUGGAGAUGGUCGCCAGAGCACAACCUGCAGCCACAUGUGGCACUAGCCGUGGAAAACUCUUCCAACCCAGGUGACAAGGAAUUGAAGGCUUCUACUGCCCAAGCUGGGGAGGAAGCCAUCCUCUUGCCCUUUGCAGACAGAAGAAAGUUCUUUGAAGAGAGUAGCAAAUCUACAUCUCAUUUGCCAGGUUUAACCACUCAUAGCAAGACUUUUACUCAGAGACCAAAACCUGUUGACCAAAACUUCCAGCCAAUGAGCUCCAGCUAUAGGGAAUUGAGGCGCCAUCCCAUGGACCAAUCAUAUCACUCCACAGACCAACCCUAUCAUGCCACAGACCAAUCAUAUCAUUCCAUGUCACCCCUUCAGUCAGAAACUACCACUUACAAAGAAUGUUUUGCAAGCAAAGGUCUAGAACAAUCCAUGUGUUGUAAGCCACUACACUGUGGUGAUUUUGAUUACCGCAGGACGUGCUCUUACUCCUGCAAUGUCCAGGGAGCUGUAGUCCAUGACCCUUGCAUUUAUUGUUCUGGGGAAGUCUGCCCUGCUUUGCGAAAGAGAAAUAUGAUGCCAAACUGCUACAACUGCCGGUGCCACCACCACCAGUGCAUCCGGUGUUCAGCUUGCUAUCAUAAUCCCCAGCACGGUACCCUUGAGGACAGCAGCUUGGCACCUGGCAACACUUGGAAACCCAGGAAUCCAACAGUGCAGGACUUUCCUGGGGACAAAUGGAAGCCAGUAACAGGAAACAGGAAGACCAGCCAGUCAGGGAGGGAAAUGGCUCAUUCCAAGGCUAGCUUUUCAUGGGCAACCCCCUUCCAUCCUUGCUUUGAGAACCCAGCACUGGACUUGUCAAGCUACCGAGCAAUCUCUUCUCUUGACCUCCUUGGAGACUUCAAGCACUCCUCAAAAAAACCAGAGGAAACCUCCGUUUAUGAAGAGGAGAGCUCCCUAGCCUCCAUGCCCCGCCCACUGCGCAGCCGGGCCUUCUCAGAGAGCCACAUCAGCUUGGAUCCUCAGAGCUCCCGGGCCUGGGGGCAGCAUAGGAAGGAGCUCUUUACCAAAGUUGAUGAGAUCCAGCCAGAUCCUCUGGGUGCCAGGAAGAAGGCCUUUCCUCCUCCUCGCCCUCCUCCUCCCAACUGGGAGAAGUACAGGCUCUUUCGUGCAGCCCAGCAGCAGCAGCAACAGCAGCAGAAGCAGCAAAAGCAGCAGCAGGAGGAGGAGGAAGAGGAGGAGGAAGAGGAAGAAGAGGAAGAGGGGGUGGAGGAGGAGGAGGAGGGGGAGGAGGAAGAGUUGCCACCCCAGUAUUUCAGUUCAGAAACCACUGGUUCCAGUGCCCUCAAUCCUGAGGAGGUCCUGGAGCAGCCCCAACCGCUGGGCUUUGGCCACCUGGAGGCUUCAAGGCAGAGCUCACAAAGCCUUCCAGCAGAGCAAGAGUCUUUUGCUCUCCAUUCCAGCGAUUUCCUGCCUCCAGUAAGGGGCCAUUUGGGAUCUCAAGCUGAGAAGGCUCUGCCCCCUUGCUAUUAUGGCAUUGGUGGGCUUUGGAGAACAUCAGAGCAGGAGACCACUGAUUCCCCCAAACCAGAAGCUUUGAUGGCAGAAGAGUCCAAACCUAAGCCAGCAUGGAGCCAGAGCUACUUCUUUCCUGAGGAGCAGUUCUCUUUCAUGGGCUGGGGCUCCGAGAAGCAGCACCUCAACCCCGCAGGCUUCAGUGAACCCAAGACAACAGGACAAGAGUUUCAGCACUUCUCACCUCCUCAGGGUGCCCCAGGGAUCCCUACCUCUUAUUCAGCAUAUUACAAUAUUUCUGUGGCCAAAGCAGAGCUGCUGAACAAGUUGAAAGACCAACCCGAGAUGGCAGAGAUGGGCCUGGGAGAGGAGGAAAUUGACCACGAACUGGCUCAAAAAAAGAUUCAGCUCAUCGAAAGCAUUGGCAGAAAACUUUCUGUCCUGCAGGAGGCCCAGCGAGGAUUGCUGGAGGACAUCACUGCCAAUUCUGCCCUUGGGGAGGAGGUGGAGACCAACCUAAAAGCCGUCUGCAAAUCCAAUGAGUUUGAAAAAUACCGUUUGUUUAUUGGGGACCUGGACAAAGUAGUCAACCUGUUGCUGUCACUCUCUGGUCGACUGGCCCGUGUGGAAAAUGCUCUCAACAGCAUCGAUUCAGAGGCCAACCAGGAGAAGUUGGUGCUGAUAGAGAAGAAGCAGCAGCUGACAGGGCAGUUGGCAGAUGCCAAGGAGCUGAAGGAGCACAUGGAGCGCCGGGAGAAGCUGGUGUUUGGUAUGGUCUCCCGCUAUCUGCCUCAGGACCAGCUCCAAGAUUACCAGCACUUUGUGAAGAUGAAAUCUGCUCUCAUCAUUGAACAGCGAGAGCUGGAAGAGAAGAUCAAGCUCGGGGAAGAGCAACUCAGAUGUCUCAGGGAGAGCCUACUCCUGGGGCCCAGUAAUUUCUAAUUCCACCAGCAGACUGCCUACACCAUCCCUGCCCCUCCAUAAUGGGAAGCGCUUUCAAUCCUUGUUAGCACUUUGUUAGCAAGUAGAUAACAGUUAGUUAGUUAGCAGUUUGUUCCAUAUUCUCUACCCUGGACGUCUCUCACUGCCCCUUAACCUAGCAGUGUUCCCAACCAGCUAAGAGGACCUGGGGAGGCCCCAAGCUUCUACCCAAGGGAGUAGAAGCAAGAAGCAGGAGCUGCAGCAAAGUGUGAUCAUACAACCACACCUUCCUUCCCACAGUUUGCACGGCCAAGCAUUCACCACACACAGGACCAACAAAGUGCCUUCAUUAUUCUUUGUACUAGGACACCAGGAACAUCAUGUACUCAGCCACCCACCCACACCAUCAUCAGCCUUUGAAGUCUCUCUCAGAGAGAAGUUGCCUGUGCAGCUCCACUCUUCCCCAGGGCUCGUGGCCCAGCCAUUUCCCACAGAGAUCUGGCUGUCUUGAGGGCAUUCACCUACCACCAGCUUCAGGGCCUCACCCCAGCUUUGCAGUAGGAAGCACAGAAGGAGCAAUGACAUUUAACAGAAUGUGAGCAAAGGUUGGGAAUCGCCUGAUACCCUGCUAGAAGGAGCUAUGCUUAAACAAACUGGCUCUACCCCUGCCUUCCCCAUUACCUAGUUGAGGGGGAGGAGGCCUAUCUUCAGCCCCAGCUAGCGUGGCCCUCCUCCUG